This is a messenger RNA of Diabrotica virgifera virgifera (western corn rootworm), 2755 nucleotides long. It is a transcript of the gene Nmdmc, whose product is annotated as bifunctional methylenetetrahydrofolate dehydrogenase/cyclohydrolase, mitochondrial. Gene Ontology annotation, cellular component: mitochondrion. Gene Ontology annotation, biological process: tetrahydrofolate interconversion. The record is from RefSeq and is a predicted model, not a curated record. NCBI's taxonomy places the organism in Eukaryota, Metazoa, Arthropoda, Insecta, Coleoptera, Chrysomelidae. Gene Ontology annotation, molecular function: methenyltetrahydrofolate cyclohydrolase activity; methylenetetrahydrofolate dehydrogenase (NADP+) activity; methylenetetrahydrofolate dehydrogenase (NAD+) activity. The coding region runs from base 327 to 1277 and encodes 316 amino acids. The transcript is spliced from 6 exons.
AGGGCAUUGAAUAAUUGAAUAUUUAUAUUUUUUGUUUGGACUUUGUUAUAUGGAAAAACUUUCGAUUUCUCUUUUAUUAAUCAUCAAAUUAUAUGCCUUGUGCAUAUUUACUUUUAAUCUAAAGUAAACUAUUGAUUUGAGCAUAGUUCAAUUUUCAAUCUAUUGUCUGGGACAUUUAUUAUCAUUUCUGGUAUUGGUAUUAUAAUAGAAGGAAAGGUAUUGACAUCGAUUUGAGUUAUUGUGGUACCACAUUUCUUAACUGAUUUUAAUUGCCUUUCAUUAAUUUUUAUAAUUUUCUUAAAAUUCAGUUUGACGUUCCAGAAAACAUGACAACUAACGGAAACACAUUCUGCUCGCAAAUCAUCGAUGGCAAAAAAGUUGCCGAAGAAAUCCAGAAGGAGCUGAAGAGAGAUAUAGACACAUGGGUGAGCGAAGGGCACCGGGCUCCAUCUUUGACUGCCAUUUUGGUAGGAGAGGAUCCGGCUAGCAACAAAUAUGUUCGGAAUAAGAUGACUGCUGCUAAAAAAGUUGGUAUAACUAGCAAAACUUUAAAAUUAUCAAAAGACUUAACGGAACAAGAACUGAUUGACAAAAUAAAGGAACUUAACGAAGACCCUUCGGUGGACGGUAUUCUAGUACAGCUCCCAGUCCCCGAACACAUCUCGGAGAGAAAAGUAUGCAAUGCCGUAGAUCCUAAAAAAGAUGUAGAUGGAUUCCACAUUACCAACAUGGGUCGGUUGGCUCUCAAUCUGGAUACGCUAGUGCCCUGCACCGCUUUGGGUGUCAUCGAACUCAUCAAAAGGUCCCACAUUGAUACCUUCGGCAAGAACGUAGUAGUGUGUGGUAGAUCCAAGAACGUAGGUCUUCCGAUAGCCUUGCUUCUUCACUCUGACGCUAGAAACGAAUGUCCAGGUCAUGAAGCCACCGUCACCUUGUGUCACAGACACACCCCUCCAGAAGAAUUGGAGUUUUUCGUUAAGCGAGCUGACAUUGUCAUAAGUGCCACCGGUGUAGUUAACUUGAUCAAACCAGAUAUGAUCAAGCCUGGAGCAUGUAUUAUCGACGUUGGUAUUACAAGGAUACCAACCGAAGAUGGCAAGGACAAAAUUGUAGGAGAUGUUGAUUUUGAAGGUUGUUCUGAUGUUGCUGGCUACAUCACUCCUGUCCCUGGUGGAGUGGGACCUAUGACUGUAGCAAUGCUAAUGUCAAAUACCUUUAAAGCUGCCCAACUUAUGGUGGAAGGGGCUGCUAAGGUUGUUAAAGCCAACGGGCAUUAAAUUUAAUGUUAAACCAAAACAAAAAAGCAUGUUGGGCUUUAAAGAUAUUUUUCAAAUGUUAAUUUAUAGAAUAUUGUGAGUUUAAUUCUUGAUAUGACAGAAAUACGGCCUUGAUACUCUACUAUUCUAAGGAAUCUCCAAUGUAUACUUUUUCUUUAUGUACCUUAUGUACAUACUUUUCACGUGAUUUUCUAAACCUGGAUAAUGGAUUGUGUACAAAGAAGAGAGUGAUAUGACAAACUGAUGUACUUAGAAAUAUUUGAAGCAUUUUCGAAAACCUAAAAGUCUAUGAAGUAACAUUAAGGUUAAUGUUGAUAGAAAUCAUGGUCCAGUUUUUAAGAAUAGAUAAACAACAUAUACAGUGUAUCUACGUAACUUGGAACCAUAUGGCAAAUUUUUUCCAAAAUGUGCGUCCAAAAAGUAUGCCUCACCCUGUCUUUCAGAAAUUUUUGUUUAUUAAUUGUACAAGAAAAAGCUUUGUAUGGUGUAAAACUUAAAACCUGCAACCAUCGGAUAUGAAAUUUUAUCAAUCUUAUACGAGGUAUGUCAAAAAAUAUGACUUUCACUCAAUAGUAAGGUGCAUUUAUAUUUCCCAACAUUGAAAAUUGUUUGGAAUUAAAAAUUAUGUUUUAAUAUGAAACUACUUCCUUCUAAUUAAAAAUAAAAAUUUUGCAAAUUUUUCUCAUGAUUUUAUUUAUUAAAAAUAUGAUAACUCUUCCAUUCCGAUAAAAAAUGAUAGGCAAAUUUUCACAAAAUAAAAUAUAUUAAAAAUCUAACGAACGUUGAAGAGUUCAUAGCCUUUUUUUCUAUCGGAACAAAAGAAUAAUCAUAUUUAUAAUAAAUAAAAAUUAUGUUCAGUAUCAGUAAUUUGAGAAAUCAGUCAUUUGUAAUUUUUUUUAUUUAAAGGAUGAAAUUGCAUAUUAAAAUAUAGUUUUUAAUUCCAAACGUCUUUUCAUAAUAACAAUCUUCAAUAUUUAAAAUAUAAGUUUUUUACUUUUGAGAGAAAUUCAUAUUUUUUGACAAACCUCCUAUAAAAUUGAUAACAAUUUGAUAUCUGGUGGUUGCAUUUUGGAUUUUAAAUCAUGCAGAGCUUUUUAUGAAAAGAAUAACUUUUUUCGUAAAAUUAAUAAUAAGAAAGUUCCCUAUAUGGCUUCAAGUUACACACAUUGUAGAUUGAUCAUACUUUAAUAAUAUAUUGAAGCCUGUUAAGUAUUUAUCUUAUUUAUAUUUAAUGUUUUCUGUUUCUAUAUAAACCGAAAAUUUUAUUAAGCCAACACAUGCUUUAUAUUUUGUUUGUUUUUGCCUUAAACAUUUGGUUUCGUGGUUAUUUUUAUAGCGUUUUAUUUUGACAUUGUUAAAUAUUGAUUACCAGUGUAAUUAAUUUGCACAGUAUUAUAAUUUAUGAUUUUUUAGUCGUUUGCCAAUUUACAAUUAUUAUUCAAUAAAAAUUAUAUUUUAUAAAUAUAUUGUUAAAUUAC